UGGUAGAACAAACUUUUAGCACGUCAGGCUAAUGCAAAUUAUGCUUGGGGGACAUACUACACACUAGAGAGGAGUUCGAAGCAAAGCAAAGUUUGGCUGUAAGUGCGUGAGCUUGGGAUAAACCAUCUGCCGGGUUUAAGAACCUGAAUCAGUUCGACAUCAGCCAGGCGGCGGGUGUGUAUCUGUGCUAUAGGUGUGUAGUGUCUGUUCUGCGCCCGCUCAUCUGCCGAGCAAGUUUCCAGUUUAUAGUUGGCCGCACGACAGUCAACUGGCAUUGUGACGCGAAGAGCGACAGGCAACGAUCGUGAAAAGUUGGCAAAGAAAGUGUUCGCGCUAAAGAUUGGGGUCAGUGUAUAAUAUUAUUGCGCAUUUCAGGCCGCAUCUGGCCAAAUAUUAAACACAAUAAAAUUUCGUUUUCUGUGGAACUCAAACAAGACUAAUUGAGAGUCUACAACAACAGAAACUAGACAAAGCAAAGCUCUCCGUUUCGGUUCUCCCCAGCACUUAUCAGGCUCCAAAAAUAUUCAAAGUCAACCCAAAGUUGAUAAGAGGCCCCUCAGUAGACGGACCACAGCAUUUAGCCCAUAGCCGAGCUACAGAAUGGAGCAUCUGCGGCUCUUGCUGAUCGCCCUCUCGCUGACCCUGGCCCAUUCGGCCUACAACAGCCAACAGUCCAGUGGACGGCCCCCACGCCAACCGAGUCCAGUGCGCACUGUGGAGUCGCUUGUACAAUGGCAGCAGCUGGAGUACGGCUUCCCCACUGCCCAGGAUCGCCAGAACGCGCAGACAGCUGGGAAUCUGGUGCCGGAGAACGGAACGCCCAUCGAUGUGCAGGCGCAGCAUUUGGCCAAUGGCAUGGUGCGGGUGUUCACAACGAUUCCCAGAUUCGCCACCGGCAUUCCCUACACACUGGCCACCGUCUCCGAGCAGGUGGGACGGAAUGGACCGCUGCUGCAGCCCUAUCCCAGCUACUCCUGGCACAACGGCCACGGCGAGAACUGUGACCUGAUUACCUCCGCCUUCCGAGUGGCUGUCACUGAGUGCAAUCAGAUGUGGGUGAUCGACUCGGGCGUGAUUGGAAGCGAGCAGCUGUGCCCACCGCAGCUGCUGCAGUUCGACCUGAACACCGAUCGCCUGCUGCAUCGCUACCGAUUCCCCAACGACACCUACAUUCACAGGGCCUCGCUCUUCAUCACGCCGAGUGUCCUGGUGCAGGAUCCGCCGCCACGCGGCACCUGCAGCCGCACCAUGAUCUACAUUGCAGAUGUCAACUACCACGGACUGGUCGUGUACGACCAACAGACGGAUACUUCCUGGCGUGCAGAGAACCGCUUCAUGUACCCCGAUCCGGACUACGGCCACCACACGAUUGCCGGCGAGAGCUUCGACCUGAUGGAUGGUGUGUUCGCGCUGAACAAUGACAAGCGCAAUCUCUACUUCCAUCCGCUGGCCAGCGUUGGGGAGUACGCCGUGCCCCUGAGUGUGCUCAACCGAAGGGAGAACUGGGAGAACGGAGUGGAGGCCAUGGCCGAUAAGUUCAAGCUGCUGGGCAGGCGCAAGAGCGAGUGCGCCGCCUCGGCCAUCGACAGCAUGAACAAUCUCUACUGCGUCACCUUCAAUCCCAUCAAACUGUUUGUGUGGAGCGUCAACACCCCCUACGGCACCAAGAACUUUGGCGCCCUGCCAGCCAAGUCUGAGGAUCUGCAGUUCGUCAGCGGCAUGAAGGUGGUUCGCAAUCCGGCGGGCUACGAGGAGCUCUGGCUGCUCUCCAAUCGCUUCCAGAAAAUAUCUGCGGGAACCCUCAACUCCAACGAAGUGAACUUCCGCAUUUUGCGACGCAGACUGGAUGACGUCCAGGGCGGCGUGUUCUUUGCCAACGACGAUGAGCUCUCCAACCGAUUGGUGUUUAAACCAUAAGCGGCAUAUGCGUGGCUAAUAUAGUCCACUAUACAUACAUACAUAUAUUAUUUAAUACGUGCCUUGGUUGCGUCGAAAUAACUAUAAUUAGAACCAAGUGAACCAGAAAUUAAGAAGAAACACUUUUCGGAUUAAAAUCGAAAAUGCGACGGGUUGCAUAGAGAAAGAUUCGAA
Drosophila obscura is the source of this 2091-nucleotide messenger RNA. RefSeq names its product major royal jelly protein 1 (gene yellow-d). The coding region runs from base 601 to 1917 and encodes 438 amino acids. The record is from RefSeq and is a predicted model, not a curated record. The transcript is spliced from 3 exons. Gene Ontology annotation, cellular component: extracellular region. Lineage: Eukaryota; Metazoa; Arthropoda; Insecta; Diptera; Drosophilidae.